Triticum urartu is the source of this 961-nucleotide messenger RNA. The record is from RefSeq and is a predicted model, not a curated record. NCBI's taxonomy places the organism in Eukaryota, Viridiplantae, Streptophyta, Magnoliopsida, Poales, Poaceae.
CUCUUCGUCUCCGGGCUCUCCGCAAUUCGGAGCGCAGUGCACUCGGCAGCCAGGACCUUGUCUCGAAAAAAAGAGAGGAAAAACUCAGCAGCCAGGACCAACGACGCGGCGGCGACGGCGAGCGUGACCGCGAGCGCGCCCAGUCUCCCUACAGAUCCGCGCGGCGGCCGGCAAGGGGUCAUCUGCACUGUAAGCUGGUAGCUGAUUGAGAAGAGGGGAAUACCAGCAAUGUUCUCCUUGUUACAUGGUCUAUGGAACCAUGUGUUCAGCAAGACAGAGUUCCGUGUGCUCAUCCUUGGAGUCGAUAAGGCUGGGAAGACGACCUUGCUAGAAAAGUUGAAGUCAAUCUAUUUGAAAGGAGAAGGUCUUCCACAUGAUCGUAUUGGUCCAACUGUGGGGCUUAAUAUUGGACGUAUUGAAGAUGCAAAUGUAAAACUUGUUUUCUGGGAUCUGGGAGGUCAGCCUGGCCUAAGAACUAUAUGGGAGAAAUAUUAUGAUGAGGCUCAUGCUAUAGUAUACGUUAUCGACUCUGCCUCCGCAUCAACAUUUGAAGAUGCCAAAUCUGCUCUUGAGAAAGUGCUUCGUCAUGAGGAUCUGCAAGAGGCACCACUACUCGUAUUCGCCAACAAACAGGAUUUACCAGCAGCUGUCACAGAAGAAGAAUUGGACAGACAUCUUCACCUUAAAGAGUUUGAUGAGAGGCCAUAUAUGUUUGUUGCGGGAUCUGCAUAUGAUGGGUAAGUAGAGCAAUUCCUUCAGUUGCCAAACUUAUUUGCUUCAUACUGAAGGAUGAUCCAUUAUUAUGAAUAUUUCUACUAAUUUCUUAUCAAGAUGGACUUUCAAUGAUUCAGUUUAGGCUAGCAACCACAUUGCUUAACUCAUUCUAUUUUAACUAUACAUUGCUUAAUAUAUUUUUCUUCUAUGAAUAUAUGAUAGUCAAGGAUACAUUGAACUAGCCACU